This is a messenger RNA of Periophthalmus magnuspinnatus, 4861 nucleotides long. Its product is annotated as collagen alpha-1(I) chain. The transcript is spliced from 63 exons. NCBI's taxonomy places the organism in Eukaryota, Metazoa, Chordata, Actinopteri, Gobiiformes, Gobiidae. Gene Ontology annotation, molecular function: extracellular matrix structural constituent. The coding region runs from base 164 to 4582 and encodes 1472 amino acids. The record is from RefSeq and is a predicted model, not a curated record.
GUACGCGCUGGUGGGCUGUGUCCUGCUGGAGCUGCACGGGACACACGCCAGGGGUCAGAGGAGGCACAAAGACAAGAGUUUCUUCCCACGACCCGGAGCUGCACGUGGGGAUGGGACGGUGCCAUCAGGACCAGACCGCAAAGGAACCAUCACCCGAGUGGACAUGUUUGUGGUGGAAGAAGACACCGACCUCAUGGACCCCUUCUUCGUACACCCCAACUGGAAACCUCCAAGGAACGGUCAGAAGAACCACCAAAAGGGAAAGCCCGACGUGUCCAAGGACCUGGAGGAGAACAUUACCACAGAUAAGAAGACAGACGCUGGUGGUAGGACUAUUCCGUUGUAUCCUGGGAAACCUUCAGACGAUAUCAUUGAUCUAGACUCGGGACUAGCCCCAAAGAAACCCUCUGUUACUCCAAAAUCCUCCAUUAAAGCGGAGGAGCUCAAACCUACCAGCUCACACUUGGACCAGACCAGAGGACACGUGGUGCAGGAGCAGCCUCGGGUGAUCAGCGCAGUGUCCAAAGAGGGAGACCUAGUCCUGGGAUCCGACGGGAAAUGGUACAGACUUCAGAGAGGAUCUAAAGGACACAUGGGACCCCCCGGACCUCAAGGCUGUCCCGGUGACGUGGGUUUGACAGGAUUUAAGGGAGAUAAGGGUAAGACUGGUCCUGAAGGUAAACCAGGAAGGAGAGGAGAGCCAGGACCACAAGGACCUGCAGGGUUACCCACGCUUUACCUAUGGAGGAACACGGCAGAGGCGUGGGCCGCCUUCCAGCAAUCCAGUUUCUACCAGCUGCUGCGCUCUGGCUGGCCUAGGGAGGAAGGACCCGAAGGACCACCUGGAGAGAUGGGCAAACCUGGUCAUCAGGGUCCACGUGGUGAACCUGGAGAGCGAGGCCGACCAGGAAUUCCAGGAGAAAUGGGGGAGAUGGGUCUUAGAGGCCCUCCAGGACCUCGAGGACCACCUGGACGAGAUGGAGAGAAUGGGGAGGAUGGUCUGCCCGGGCCUCCUGGAGUGCCUGGAUCUGCAGGCAUGUGGGGGUAUAGAGGAGAGCGAGGCGCGAAAGGGGAGGAAGGCGACGAGGGUCUCAUGGGCGUCAGUGGACAAAGAGGAGAUGUCGGCGAACCGGGAGAGAAGGGUUCUAUUGGUUUACCUGGACCUCUCGGACCUAUGGGACUGCCGGGGCCUCAGGGAGUGAGAGGAGUCGAAGGGCUCGAGGGACCUCCUGGACCUGAUGGGGAGGCAGGGCAGGACGGCGGACUUGGGUUGCCAGGCCCAGCAGGAGCUCCAGGUUUGACUGGACAAGUUGGGGUUCAAGGAGUCAAUGGGACACAGGGAGACAUGGGUCCUGUCGGCAGUGUCGGUCCACCUGGUCCUCAGGGUCCUCCAGGGUUAGAGGGCGAGAUGGGAGCCACAGGACUUCAUGGCUCUCAGGGAGCUCCAGGACUGACGGGUGCAGCCGGGCCAAAAGGAGACCCUGGGCCUAUGGGGCCUGCUGGCCCUCGGGGGGAGCCUGGCUUUGAGGGGCCCAUGGGUCCACAAGGAACAAAAGGAGAGGCAGGAUUUCCUGGAGCUCCAGGACUGCGGGGUCCAGAUGGGGACAAGGGAGAACCAGGACCCAAAGGAAGCCGAGGUCUGGUGGGGGCCGUAGGCAUUAGGGGCCCUCAGGGAGAGAGGGGCCCCACUGGUUUCCUGGGGUUUCCUGGAAUAAAGGGGCAGCUUGGACCCAAAGGUCCAGAGGGUCCCAGUGGAGAAGCUGGGGCACAAGGGAAGCAGGGAGCUCCAGGUUCAAAGGGCAACAGAGGAGCAGACGGACGCAGUGGUAAACCAGGCCCCAGAGGACAGAGGGGGCGCGCUGGUCUCAAAGGUCAUACGGGUCAACCAGGCCCAUUGGGUUUGCCUGGACCUCCUGGACCAAUGGGAGCAGAAGGAAAGCCUGGUACACAGGGUCCUCCAGGAGCAGGGGGCAGCGUGGGCAGUAACGGGCCAACGGGCUUCACUGGUGUUUUUGGGGAGAGAGGAGCAGACGGACCACCUGGAUCCCCUGGCCCUCCGGGGAAACCAGGACCUCCGGGCGCACCAGGCCCUCCAGGGGACAGCGGCUUCACAGGGAAACCUGGAGUGGAGGGGCCCCAGGGUCCUGUAGGCAUGUAUGGAAUCCAGGGAACUGUAGGGAUGCAUGGACAUCCAGGCCCCAUUGGUGAACGGGGUGAGCCGGGAGUACGAGGUUUACCUGGACCUCCAGGAAAGCCUGGACCUCCUGGUCGACCGGGAGUGUGUGGAGAGAGAGGAGCGCGAGGACCUCAGGGUCGACUUGGAGAUGAUGGGGACAGGGGUUUACCAGGACCUCCAGGACCUCCCGGUUUAACUGGAACUGUAGGAGCAGCAGGAAAACCUGGCCCCAGAGGAAGCAGAGGCUCCCCAGGGAUGGAGGGCUCUGCAGGGCCAAUAGGAAUCCCAGGGACUCUUGGAGCUGAUGGACCCUUAGGAGCAGCAGGAGAGAAAGGACAAAAGGGUCCACCAGGCUCACCUGGAGAUAUUGGACCAUCUGGACCAGAUGGAGCACAGGGUCUGCCUGGUUCUACAGGGUCAGAGGGCCCUCCUGGACAGAAAGGAGAACAGGGGGAGUCUGGGUCAUGUGGGACUCUUGGACCUCCAGGACUUCCUGGAGAAAGGGGGCCAGAAGGACUCAAAGGCCCCCCAGGACCAACAGGACCAUUUGGUAAAGAGGGAGCUGUUGGCCUUCCUGGUGAAAUUGGAGACUCGGGCCCCAGGGGAGAGAAGGGCGACCCAGGACCUCCUGGUUUAUCUGGUCCAGAAGGCCCCUGGGGGCCCCUUGGAGCAAAUGGGGAACGAGGCCCCAAAGGAGAGAUGGGUGAUAUUGGACUGAUGGGAGAACCAGGGCUAAUGGGAGACGUAGGACCCGCAGGCCUGCCAGGGACACAGGGCUCCCUGGGUCCUUCUGGAGCUGUGGGACCAGAUGGACCGCAAGGGCGCAAGGGGGAUACUGGCUCCACGGGGCCGCCUGGAGAGCCUGGUUCAGUUGGGCCUCAGGGAGCAGCAGGAGCCCAAGGAGUCAGAGGAGAGACUGGCAAACUGGGGCCCCCUGGUGCAGUGGGUCAGCCUGGACCUAAGGGAGAACAAGGAGCUAAAGGAGAACCAGGAUCACAGGGACAGAAGGGAGAGCCAGGGCCUGUUGGACCACCGGGGGAGCAGGGAGAAGAAGGCUUACCAGGAAUCCAAGGUCCUCCUGCCUUGCCUGGACUGGAGGGGUCACCAGGGGAAAGUGGACCCCAGGGCCCAGCAGGACUCCCGGGAGCUCUAGGUCCGACUGGAAAACCAGGGCCUGAAGGAAAACCAGGACUGAAAGGAGAAAAGGGAGACGAUGGAGAGACUGGUCCACCUGGAAAAGCAGGUCACAUUGGAAGGAGGGGCAAACGAGGCAAAGCCGGAGUGCGGGGCAGUAGAGGAGACAGAGGAGCAAAGGGUCAAAAAGGAGACAGUGGAUUGGCGGGGCUUCAAGGCUGGCCCGGUUUCAUUGGAAGCCCUGGAUUACGGGGGGAGCCGGGGGAUCAGGGACCGAAGGGGGAACAGGGGGAGAAAGGCGACAUGGGGCUGGAUGGACCUCCUGGACCACAAGGCCCUAAGGGCGUCCGUGGUGAUCCAGGGGUGGCAGGUCCAGUGGGUGCAAAGGGAGAACAGGGAAAUAUUGGUACACAAGGGAUGCGGGGAACACCAGGGAUGCCAGGAUUUCCGGGUUUGUUUGGUUUGAAGGGUUUGAAGGGAUAUCCGGGCUUGCCUGGUCUGCCGGGGAGACCGGGCUACCCAGGCCCUCCUGGGCUUCCAGGGCCCCCAGGGACGUCUCUGAACAUGACUCUAACACAGCUAAAGGACCUGGUGUACCUGUCGGACAAACCAAACUUAUCCGUGGUGCAGACGCUCUUAGAAUCUCUGCAGCUGGAGCUCCGCCUCAUCCUGGACCCUCCUGACGGGAGCAAAGAGCGGCCCGCCACCACCUGCCUGGAGCUGUGGCUGUGUCACCCCGACUACACCAGCGGCAUGUAUUACAUCGACCCCAACCAGGGCAGUGCCGGCGACGCUCUCCUGGCCUACUGCAGCUUCUCUGACUCCGCCCCUCAGACCUGCCUUCACCCGCGGGACCCCCAGCUGCCGAUGAGGGGCUGGAUGGAGGACAUCACAGACGAGGGCUCUUUUUUCUGGCUCAGCAAAAUGGACCGCGGUUUUCAGUUUGACUAUCCUGGAGCCAGUGUGGUACAGCUGCGCUUCCUGAGGUUACACAGCAGCAGCGCAGUGCAGAAGCUCACGUACUCAUGUCACCCGGGACACAGGCUGGGACAGAGCAGCCGGGACGCCAAGUUUCUCACCAACACGGGCAAACAGAGCUACCUCGGACAGCUCCAGGACUGUGUGCCUGCAGAGGAGCCGGGCUCUGUGCGGGAGGCCAUUUUGGAGUUUGAGGACCUGCAGCUGCUGCCUCUCCGAGACGUGGCUCUGAUGUCACGAGCUAAUACCACUCACCACUUCAGCGUCACCAUGGGACCAGUGUGUUUCAGCUAGAGACGAACUCACAGAAACCAAGUACCUCCGCCAGGCUCAGGCUCUGUCCACACCAAAGGCUUUUAUCAGGAUACUAAUGAGGAAAAAAGAAAGAAAAAAACACUCUAGAAAAUGACUAGUAAUAAGUUAUAAAUGGAACAUCUCAUUAAAGAGGGGGUUUUAUGCAAAAUCAUUAUUUUUGGAGCUUUCUACAAUAUUAUAACGUUCUCUCAUCAAAAACGUGCCUGAAGAGAUUUUAGAUGUCGUUCAUGCAUGUUUGUGUAAGCCUGAGAUUACUAU